CCUCCCUUCUGCCCUGUGCACUCAUCUGGCUGCUCUCUUCUGCUCCAUUCAGCCUCUCUCUCUAGCUCUCACUCUCUCACUUUCAUUCACUCACUCAAACUCUCUCAAACUUCAGCCAACAUGAGUAUGAGUGGAAGCUAUUCUGUGCGUACCUCCUCUCGUGUGCCUCUGGCCCAGGUGUCCAUCCAGCGCACCUCGGUCACGCCGGCCUACAGGGCAGCCAGCAUCCACGGUGGAGCCGGAGGAUCCGGGGCCCGCAUCUCCUCUGCCACUUUCUCAGGCCUCCGCAGCUCCAUGGGAGUGCCGGCCUCCUCCAUGUCCAGCUCCUUCCAGGUGACGGCCACCGGGGCCACUGGCGAGAUCAUGGGCAACGAGAAGGUGGCCAUGCAGAACCUGAACGACCGUCUGGCCUCCUACCUGGAGAAGGUCAGAACCCUGGAGAAGGCCAACAGCAAGCUGGAGGUGCAGAUCCGCGAGGCCCUGGAGAAGAGAGGCCCCGACGUCCACGACUACAGCCGCUACCAGGCUAUCCUCGAUGACCUGCGCAAGAAGGUCUUCGAUGCCACCGUGGAUAAUGCUCGCCUUGUGCUCCAGAUUGACAACGCUCGCCUGGCAGCUGAUGACUUCAGGGUGAAGUUCGAGUCCGAGCUGUCCAUCCGCCAGUCAGUGGAGGCUGACAUCGCUGGCCUGAGGAAGGUCAUCGAUGACACCAACAUUGGCCGCAUGAACCUGGAGAGCGAGAUUGAGUCCCUGAAGGAGGAGCUCAUCUUCCUCAAGAAGAACCACGACAACGAGGUCAACGACCUGCGCAACCAGAUCGCCCAGUCCGGAGUGCAGGUGGAUGUUGACGCUCCUAAAGGACAGGACCUGGCUCAGAUCAUGGAGGAGAUGAGAGCCAAGUAUGAGAAGAUGGCCCAGAAGAACCAAGAGGAGCUGAAGGCCUGGCACGAGUCACAGAUUCAGGAAGUCCAAGUACAAGUCACGCAAAACACCGAGGCCCUCCAGGGUGCACGAACAGAAGUCAACGACCUCCGCAGACAACUUCAGACACUGGAGAUUGAGCUGGAAUCACAGAAGAGCCUGAAAGCUUCACUGGAAGGCACACUCCGCGACACAGAGAUGCGCUACAACGCCGAGAUCGAGCACCUGAACGGCAUCAUCCUGCAGCUGGAGGCCGAGCUCAUGCAGCUUCGCAACAACAUCCAGCAGCAGACACAAGAGUACGAGGCUCUGCUCAACAUCAAGAUGAAGCUGGAGGCUGAGAUCGCCACCUACAGAAGGCUUCUGGACGGCGGAGACUUCAAGUUGGAGGAUGGCGUCGAGGAGCAGAAGAGGGUAAAAGUGAUGACGGUCACACAGACGCUGGUCGAUGGGAAGGUGGUGUCUUCAAGCACAGAGACCAAGGAGAGGAAGCUCUAAUCAGCCACCGGAGUGCCGAGAUCCCCCAGCAACACAACACUAACACCUCACGGGCCAAUACUGACAACCAUCCACAGAGUGGUUGGCGUGGGAAAAGUAGAAAAUAAGAUAUUUAUUGCAUAAGAAAAGUGUCAGAGCUGAUAGGAAUAGGAAAUGAAUGGCAUAUGUUCAAUACAAAAGGAACUGGAGAUACAGUCAGCAUUGCUUAACCAAAGAUGACAGUAGCCAAACGUAAUGAUGUUUGAUUGUCUGGAAAACGUAACUGUAAAGACAACAUCUCUGUAGGAGUGGUAUUGUACACACUAUUCUGAAGUAAAGACAAGUUGUUUGGCAUGGUUUUCUUGUUGUGUUGUAUCCAUUUGGUCUGGUCAUUUCCAAUAAAGCCUUAAACUUA
This is a messenger RNA of Astyanax mexicanus (Mexican tetra), 1813 nucleotides long. It is a transcript of the gene krt18a.1, whose product is annotated as keratin 18a, tandem duplicate 1. Gene Ontology annotation, biological process: intermediate filament cytoskeleton organization. The record is from RefSeq and is a predicted model, not a curated record. Gene Ontology annotation, cellular component: keratin filament. Gene Ontology annotation, molecular function: structural molecule activity. The coding region runs from base 121 to 1419 and encodes 432 amino acids. Lineage: Eukaryota; Metazoa; Chordata; Actinopteri; Characiformes; Acestrorhamphidae. The transcript has 7 exons.